CAUAAUCUUUUUUUUUUGUUUGUUUUAAAUUUUCUUAUCAGUUGUGCCCUAGUUUCAUUGAAUUUCAUAAAUUAGCUAUCAAUUUCUCAUCAAAAUCUGUUGAUAGGAAGUUGAAUUUCAAAUGUUAUCUUCUGGCAUGUGCUAAUGUAAUUUGGAAAUGAAUUAUAGGAAAGGGCAAAUCUUCUUAGAUAGAUUUAAGGCUGUAUCAGGGCGAGUUUUGUCGGGUUCACAACACUACGGGUUGCAACUCAGUGCUCACUCAUAUAGCACCAAGAAAGAUGAUGAAGAAAGAGAGCAGCUUGCAAAGGAGAUUUCGAAAGACUGGAGUGCUGUUUUUGAGCAAAGCAUAAAUACAUUGUUUCUAACUGAAAUGGUUCGGGGUCUCAUGCUGACUCUCAAGUACUUCUUUGAUAGAAAAGUUACUAUUAACUAUCCAUUUGAGAAAGGUCCAUUGAGCCCUCGUUUUCGAGGGGAGCAUGCUCUCCGCCGAUAUCCAACUGGAGAGGAACGUUGCAUUGCCUGUAAACUCUGCGAAGCUAUUUGCCCAGCACAGGCAAUCACAAUAGAGGCCGAGGAACGAGAGGAUGGAAGUCGUCGGACAACAAGGUAUGACAUUGACAUGACUAAGUGUAUCUAUUGUGGACUUUGCCAAGAGGCAUGUCCUGUUGAUGCAAUCGUUGAAGGACCCAACUUUGAAUUUGCCACUGAGACUCAUGAGGAGCUGCUGUAUGACAAAGAGAAGCUCCUUGAGAAUGGUGACCGAUGGGAAACUGAGAUUGCAGAGAAUCUCAGAUCCGAAAGCCUUUAUCGCUGAUUGCUCUAUUUUCCUUCUUUCUCGGACACCUACUGCUGCUUUCUUAGUUCCUGAAAAAUAAAAUGGUAGAUGCAUGGUCCUGCAUAUAGUAAGUAUCUGGCUUUGUGAAUGUAUCCUGUUGAAUUAUUUUGUUUUGCUACCUUUGAAGGCAAUGGUGGAUAAAAGGAUCCUAUGUUUAGGGAACAAUUUUCAAUUGUAAAACUUUACCCAAAUGAGAAAUAACAAGAUUUUGGUGAUUUUUAUUUUUCCUUUGAAGAGAUUGAUGGAAUGAAAUCAAUAUUUGAAGUCUGAUUUGGAAUUAUUAUCAUU
This is a messenger RNA of Durio zibethinus, 1123 nucleotides long. Its product is annotated as NADH dehydrogenase [ubiquinone] iron-sulfur protein 8-B, mitochondrial. Gene Ontology annotation, molecular function: 4 iron, 4 sulfur cluster binding; NADH dehydrogenase activity. NCBI's taxonomy places the organism in Eukaryota, Viridiplantae, Streptophyta, Magnoliopsida, Malvales, Malvaceae. Gene Ontology annotation, biological process: mitochondrial electron transport, NADH to ubiquinone; mitochondrial respiratory chain complex I assembly. Gene Ontology annotation, cellular component: membrane; respiratory chain complex I. The record is from RefSeq and is a predicted model, not a curated record.